ACCGCCCUCCAGGCCCUUCCGGGAUCCUGGCCCUCGGACUCCCUGGGGACCUGGGAAGGAGCGCGGGCCGUGAGGUCUGCCGCCCCCAGCCCCUAGCCUGUCGAGGCAGAACCGACCAGCCCCCCCCCCCACUUCCGCGAAGGGGCAGGGGCGGGGUCACGAAAUAGGCCUUUUGCCCGGGGGCGGGGCUUUUCCUAAGGGGCAAGGCCAAGGCAUCCGGAAUUGGGACUGGCAGGGGACAGGGCAGAGGGUUAUUAAGGCUGUGGCGGGAGGAUGCCCAGGGUAUUGGGGUCAGGGUGGCAUUAGCCCAGCUCAAGCCGGGCUGGGCUGACGCAGCAUCCUGCCGCGGCCAACCCCCGUCCCUGACAGCUCUGCUGUCCCUUGGGCAGAGAUGGGAGAUGGCGCCGGUGCUGCCCCUGGCGCUGCCCCUCCAGCCCCGCAUCCGUCUGGCGCAGGGCCUCUGGCUCCUCUCCUGGCUGCUGGCGCUGGUCGGUGCCCUCACCCUCCUCUGUAGCGGGCACCUCCUGGUCCAGCUGUGGCACCUUGGCACCUUCUUGGCUCCCUCCUGCCCGGUCGCUGCCCUGCCCCAGGUUGCCUUGGCAGCCAGUGCAGUGGCUCUGGGCACAGGACUGGUGGGUUCAGGAGCCAGCAGGGCCAGUCUGGAUGCAGCUCAAUACCCUCCCUGGCGAGGGGUCCUGGGCCCGCUGCUGGUGGCUGGCACAGCUGGUGGCGGGGGGCUCCUGGUUCUUGCCCUGGGGCUAGCCCUGGCUUUACCUGGGACUCUGGACACAGGACUGGAGGAGGGCCUGGGGACUGCCUUGGCUAACUACAAGGACACAGAGGUCCCCGGACGCUGUCAAGCCAAACGGCUGUUGGAUGAGCUGCAGCUGAGGCACCACUGCUGCGGGCGCCAUGGGUACAAGGAUUGGUUUGGGAUCCAGUGGGUCAGCAACCGUUACCUGGAUCCCAAUGACCAGGACGUGGUUGACCGGAUCCAGAGCAAUGUGGAAGGCCUAUAUCUGAUUGAUGGGGUCCCUUUCUCCUGCUGUAAUCCCCACUCACCCAGACCUUGCCUGCAAAGCCAGCUCUCAGACCCCCAUGCCCACCCCCUCUUUGAUCCCCGACAGCCCAACCUAAACCUCUGGGCCCAAGGAUGCCAUGAGGUGCUGCUGGGGCACCUGCAGGGUCUGGCGAGCACACUGGGCAACAUGCUGGCUGUUACCUUCCUGCUGCAGACUCUGGUACUCUUGGGCCUGCGGUACCUGCAAACGGCACUGGAGGGGCUCGGAGGAGUCAUCGAUGGGGAGGGAGAGGCCCAGGGCUAUCUCUUUCCUGCUGGGCUGAAAGACAUGCUGAAAACAGCAUGGCUACAGGGAGGGGUGGCCCGCAGGCCAGCACCUGAGGAGGCCCCACCAGAAGACGAACCUCCCAAGGAGGGUCUACCUGAGGCCUAGUGGCCUGGAGC
This is a messenger RNA of Eubalaena glacialis (North Atlantic right whale), 1465 nucleotides long. It is a transcript of the gene ROM1, whose product is annotated as retinal outer segment membrane protein 1. The transcript has 3 exons. Gene Ontology annotation, cellular component: membrane. Gene Ontology annotation, biological process: visual perception. The coding region runs from base 399 to 1454 and encodes 351 amino acids. Lineage: Eukaryota; Metazoa; Chordata; Mammalia; Artiodactyla; Balaenidae. The record is from RefSeq and is a predicted model, not a curated record.